Arvicola amphibius (Eurasian water vole) is the source of this 2365-nucleotide messenger RNA. Its product is annotated as RNA-binding protein 4B. Gene Ontology annotation, biological process: mRNA splicing, via spliceosome. The coding region runs from base 146 to 1219 and encodes 357 amino acids. NCBI's taxonomy places the organism in Eukaryota, Metazoa, Chordata, Mammalia, Rodentia, Cricetidae. Gene Ontology annotation, cellular component: nuclear speck. The transcript is spliced from 4 exons. The record is from RefSeq and is a predicted model, not a curated record. Gene Ontology annotation, molecular function: zinc ion binding; mRNA binding.
CAGCGCGCACUCGCGCGUGCGUGAGCUGGCGCGCGAGAAAGCGCUCGGUCGCGCCGAGGCUCGAGCGGCCGUCGCCAUUUUGUAGGGUUCUCUCUGACGCGGGACCCGCCGCCACCGCCGGCACCACCCGGAGGCUUUGGUCAGGAUGGUGAAGCUGUUCAUUGGAAAUCUGCCCCGGGAGGCCACAGAGCAAGAGAUCCGCUCACUCUUUGAGCAGUACGGGAAGGUGCUGGAAUGUGACAUCAUUAAGAACUAUGGCUUUGUGCACAUAGAGGACAAGACGGCCGCUGAGGAUGCCAUACGCAACCUGCAUCACUACAAGCUGCACGGAGUGAACAUCAAUGUGGAAGCCAGCAAGAAUAAGAGCAAAGCUUCAACCAAGUUACAUGUGGGCAACAUCAGUCCCACUUGUACCAACCAAGAGCUUCGGGCCAAGUUUGAGGAGUAUGGUCCAGUCAUUGAAUGUGACAUCGUGAAAGAUUAUGCCUUUGUACACAUGGAGCGGGCAGAGGAUGCAGUGGAGGCCAUCAGGGGCCUUGACAACACAGAGUUCCAAGGCAAAAGGAUGCACGUGCAGUUGUCCACCAGCCGACUUAGGACUGCGCCCGGGAUGGGAGACCAGAGCGGCUGCUAUCGGUGCGGGAAAGAAGGACACUGGUCCAAAGAGUGCCCAGUAGACCGUACAGGGCGCGUGGCAGACUUUACUGAACAGUACAAUGAACAAUAUGGAGCAGUGCGCACACCCUAUACCAUGGGUUAUGGGGAAUCCGUCUAUUACAACGAUGCCUACGGAGCACUUGACUACUAUAAGCGCUACCGGGUCCGAUCUUACGAAGCUGUGGCAGCAGCGGCUGCAGCUUCUGCAUACAAUUAUGCAGAGCAGACUAUGUCUCAUCUUCCUCAAGUCCAGAGCUCGGCUGUACCCACUCACCUCAACUCCACUUCUGUUGACCCCUAUGACAGACACCUAUUGCAGAACUCCGGCUCAGCUGCCACCUCAGUAGCCAUGGCUGCUGCUGCCCCUUCCUCCUAUUAUGGAAGGGACAGAAGCCCACUACGUCGGAAUGCAGCUGUGCUCCCUACAGUUGGAGAGGGCUACGGUUAUGGGCCAGAGAGUGAGAUGUCUCAGGCUUCAGCAGCAACACGGAAUUCUCUGUAUGACAUGGCCCGGUAUGAGCGGGAGCAGUAUGUGGACCGAGCACGGUACUCAGCCUUUUAAAAACUGGAGGUGUGAACCUCAAAUGGACUGAAUAACCCUGAGUUGGUUGCAGUCCCAGGAGCCUGAUGUUAAUGAGGCUGCCAGGAUGAAAUACUCCACAACUGUUGGGGAUCCAAAUUCGGGUCUCACCCUAACAGAACUGAUCCAAGAACAUCACAGCUUUUGAAGUCGAUUGGCACAGAUCAAGACCAAGAUUUGGCCCUGUGUCUGUAUUAAGUAGAGGAGCUUGGUGUGAGUUAAUUUUUUUUUUCCCCCAGCCAUUGGUGUCUGGAGUUCCCAUCAUCAAUGGAAAAAUUAGACAGUCCUAGCAGUGGUUUCUUCUUUUGUCAAGGGAUAUUUGGUCAAUUAGGAAACUACUGCAUCUAUAGUUCUGAACUGACAGUGUGACAAGUAGAAACCUUAAAGGGUGAAUGACCAACUGUUCUUUGAGACGCUAGUCUUUGUGACUAUGUUUUUUUGAAUGUUUUCUUUGGAACAUUUGUAAUAGUAAAAUUGGGCUGGGCAUGGGUGGUGGAUGCCUGUUGUCCCAUCUACUCAGGAUUGCUUUAGGACAGAAGUUCAUGGUCAUCUUGAGCAACAUAAUUAAAUCCCAUCUCUUAAGAAAAAAAAUUGACUAUACCUCAUUCUUAGCAUCUUUUGCAUUUUUUUCCUGGACAAUAUUCUUACAAAAUUAAUCUGUAGCUACUGAAAAAUUCAUACCUUCUUUGAAGCAGUGGUAGCCUUCUGCUAAAGGGGUUGGGUUACCUAAGUUAAAAGAAAGCUGAGUUUAUCACUAUCAGCAGUUUUGCAUCUUGUGCAGCAUACAGCUCUAAGUAGAUUCCUAGAUGUAGCUAUUAGGCUCCUGGGUGAUUUUGUGGGAUAUACAUUCAACCCAGUCUGACUUGAUUUUGUUUUGUUCUUUGUUUCUCCCCCUUCCCCCCACUCCCCCAGAAUACAGGACGGGACCAGGGCCCUUGUACUCGGAACCAGGCUGCUUGCUCUCCAGGCAUUGUGUAAGCCUCUUGUGUUGUGCUUUCUUUCAGGUAGGAUAAUUGCGGACUGAACCCUCGGGCUGCGAUCAUAUAUGAGAACUUGGUCCUCGUGGUCCCCUUUGCCGGGAUGUUUCCAUUGCUUCAUGUUUCAGUAAACAAAGGAAUUUGUGACCAA